Molecule: messenger RNA, 1187 nt
Organism: Meloidogyne enterolobii
Lineage: Eukaryota; Metazoa; Nematoda; Chromadorea; Rhabditida; Meloidogynidae
Source: the annotation of a GenBank genome assembly
AUGGUUGAUUCAUUGCUCGCUGCAUAUGGUUCUUCUCAAAAUUGCCAAUUGUCUUUUGUGGAUACAGACGAGGAAUUCCAGGCUGGUGUUGUGACUCAACAGGAUGCUUCGCAAAAUGAUUUUGCAACACAGUUAUCUGUUGCAUCGCAAGAUGAUGGAGUGUCUAGAGGAGUUCCAUCAACAACAGUUUUAUCGGAAUCGCAGACUGAACCUGAUUUAAACUUUCAAGAUGACGAUGAAUUUGGUGAUUAUAUUCCUCCGCAUGCUUGCAAAUAUUGCGGGUUAUCAGACCCAUCUUCUGUUGGACAAUGUACUGUCUGUGGCAAAUGGUUUUGUAAUGGUAAAGGUAACACAGCUGGUAGUCAUAUUAUAAACCAUUUGGUUCGUGCACAACAUAAAGAGGUUUCUCUUCACAAGGACGGUCCUCUUGGUGAAACUCAGCUAGAAUGUUAUCAUUGUGGUUCAAGAAAUGUUUUUCUUCUUGGUUUUAUUCCUUCAAAGACAGAUUCAGUGGUUGUAAUACUUUGCCGUCAGCCAUGUGCUCAACAAAAUACUCUUAAAAAUGCAAAUUGGAGUGCUGAAGAUUGGAAGCCUUUAAUUCAUGAACGUCAAGUUCUUUCCUGGCUCAUUAAAAUUCCUUCACAACAGGAACAACUUCGAGCUCGUCAAAUAACUGCCGCACUCAUUAAUCGUCUUGAAGAAUUAUGGAAAGAUAAUCCUGAAGCUACUGUUGAUGAUUUGGAACGUCCAGGAAAAUAUACUAGCGAGGCCGAACAUGUUUUGCUGCGAUAUGAUGAUGCUUCGGUGUAUAAGCGUAUCUUCAAUCCACUAAUAUCAAUGGAAGCGGAAUAUGACAAGAAAAUUAAAGAAUCGAUUAGUUGUCCUGUUGGUCAAGUUAAAUGGGAAGUUAAAUCAGCAACCAAAGUACAUGCAACUUUUCAAUUGCCUGGAUUUCGUGAUGGAAAUAUGAAAUUAAUGAUUGGAGAUGAUCUGCGUUUAAAACAUUACCAAACAUUAGAUGGAAGUGAGUGGAAUUGUAUGGGACGUCUUAUUAAAAUUCCUGACAGUAAGUCUAUUUUUAUUCAAUUUCUCUUUGGUAUGAAAAAUUAACUGACUUGGAGACUGAAUAGAAACAUUGUAGAGAGGACGCAUUCCAUAGCACAACCGACUGUGACACCUUUCUAACC